This is a messenger RNA of Musa acuminata AAA Group (dessert banana), 1584 nucleotides long. Its product is annotated as probable xyloglucan endotransglucosylase/hydrolase protein 28. The record is from RefSeq and is a predicted model, not a curated record. Gene Ontology annotation, cellular component: apoplast; cell wall. Gene Ontology annotation, biological process: cell wall biogenesis; xyloglucan metabolic process. Bases 140 to 1171 code for a protein of 343 amino acids. Gene Ontology annotation, molecular function: xyloglucan:xyloglucosyl transferase activity; hydrolase activity, hydrolyzing O-glycosyl compounds. The transcript has 4 exons. Lineage: Eukaryota; Viridiplantae; Streptophyta; Magnoliopsida; Zingiberales; Musaceae.
AGAUAGAGAUAGAAAGAGAGUUAUUGCCUCUAUAAUAAGAUAAACCACUGAGACAGAGAGACAGCCAGAGAAAGAGAGCAAAGCCAGCUUAAGGUGAAAAGGAGAAGAGCAGAGCAGAGACAACAAUCUUACAGAAGAGAUGGCUUCUUCUUCUUCUUCUUCUUCUUCUUCUUCUUCUUCUUCUGCUUUAUUCUUCUACUACCUCCUCCUGUUGGGUUCAGCACUGUUCCUCACCAAUGAGGCUAUUGCUCUCCCAGAAGUGCCCAACCUCACCACCCUCUCUUUUGAGGAAGGCUACACACAGCUAUUUGGAGACUCCAACCUCAUUCUUCAUCAAGAUGGCCGGACCGUCCACCUCUCCCUCGACCAGCGGACUGGUGCUGGAUUUGCGUCACAAGGUCUUUAUCUCCAUGGAUUCUUCAGUGCCUCCAUCAAACUGCCUGCAGACUACGCUGCUGGAGUCGUUGUUGCCUUCUAUAUGUCUAAUGGAGAUGUAUUCGAGAAGACACAUGAUGAAUUGGACUUCGAGUUCCUGGGGAACAUAAGAGGCAGGGAAUGGAGGGUUCAGACCAACGUUUAUGGGAAUGGGAGCACAGCAGUUGGUAGGGAAGAGAGAUAUGGGCUCUGGUUCGAUCCUACAGAGGACUAUCACCAAUACUCCAUCCUGUGGAGCAAUGAGAGGAUAAUAUUUUACAUUGACAACACCCCCAUCAGGGAGGUGGUGAGGACCCAAACCAUGGGUGGUGACUUCCCUUCAAAGCCCAUGUCACUCUAUGCCACAAUAUGGGACGGCUCCACCUGGGCCACUUCGGGCGGCCGCUACAAGGUCAACUACAAAUUCGCCCCUUACGUCGCCGAGUUCACUGACCUUGUCCUCCAUGGCUGCAUCGUUGAUCCCAGUAACCAUAACAGAACCUGCCUGGAAUCUAAUGCUGGAGUUUACAAUGCUAUGAUGAUAUCAACGGAUCAACGGGCGGCGAUGGAGAGGUUCCGAAAGAAACACAUGACCUACUCUUACUGUCAUGAUCGCAUCCGUUACCUGACACCUUCUCCGGAGUGUUCUCUCGGUCCCGAGACCAAGAGUUUCCUCAUAACAGGCGAAGCAAGGUCCAGUUACCACCACCACCAUGGUAAGCGCAAUGGCCGCAGCACAGUAGAUGUAGCCCUUUGAGUCUAAGUAGUUAUUUUUUUUGUGUCCCAUGUAUUCCAAGUAUUCUAGUGAUAUAGCAAAUUUAUUUCAGGUAGAGAGUCACAUUGUCUAGAAUGACAUAUGUAUAACCUAGUCUGUCCAAUCUUGUUUUGGAGUCUGUCUAGCUCAUCAGUGUUUUCCAUAUUAUUUCCUUCCCUCUAAUGUUUCUUGUUCUCUGUAGUGGUGCUAAUGUACUACACAAUGGGUUUGUUGUCAUAGAAGACUUGAGUUCGUUUUGAUCAUCUAUAAAUGGCACUAUAACUAUCGAGAAAAUGGAAUGGCAAUAUUAGCAUACCUUUAAGCGAAUAAGAUGUCUGUCCUCCAUGUCAUGUUUCCAUCUGGAAACUGUGGAGAUCUUGAAUGUCUUCGGGUGCAGGCAUAUAAGACCUAUGAUU